Molecule: messenger RNA, 582 nt
Organism: Miscanthus lutarioriparius
Lineage: Eukaryota; Viridiplantae; Streptophyta; Magnoliopsida; Poales; Poaceae
Source: the annotation of a GenBank genome assembly
AUGCAUAACUUUGUGCCGGUUAAAGCACAUCUCAUGGAAAGGCAUAUAGAAAAUCAAGGAAAGAAGGACAAUACACAAAUUAUGAAAUGGAAGCCACCUCCUGCUGGCUUUGCGAAGAUCAACGUGGAUGUUGCUUUCAAGGCGAAAAGUCAACAAGGUGCUACUGGGGUGGUAAUUCGUGAUGAAAAUGGUCAUGUUCUAGCGGCUAAAUGCAAAUGGUAUGAUUUGAUUCCAAACAUUCUCACUGUUGAAGCCUAUGCUGCACGUGAUGGGGCUGUAUUGAUGAAUUUGCUGAAUCGACCAAAGGUGAUGUUGGAAACUGAUAGUUUAGAGUUGCAAUCCUUAUGGAGAAGUAAAGAUAAUAGCAGGUCGACUAUCCUGCCUGUUCUAAAUGAAGUUCAAGAGCUUAUGGGGAGAUGCAUGGUUUUUGAAUUAUCUCAUGUCAAAAGAGAGGCAAAUUCUGUAGCCCAUGAUCUUGCUAAGUAUGCCUCGAUUUCAUGUUUAGAGCGUACUUGGUUGUAUGAAAUUCCUGAAUGUAUUCUCCCAAGUAUCCAGCAGCAUGACUGUAACGGUGACGUUUAA